AUGCCCUAUGAGUGCAAGCCACAGGGCCGCAAACUAUCGAAGAUUGCCACCUUGGAACUGGCCAGACAGUUCAUCCUCCAAGUACUUCAAGAAAAGCACCAACUGGAGGUAAAGCUUCAGGAGAUCGUGAUUGCUUUUAACCUGAUCAACUCGCGAUGCCAGUACUAUCACCACCAACAGGAUCCAUCCUUGGCCGGGGGAUAUCAUUCGUCUGUUCGUCGCGGCUCUUCAUUGGACAUGCCUCCGGACAGGAUAUCGAUUGUGCCAGCUGGAACCUCGGAGGCAUCAUCCAGCUUACAUUCCACAUGUUCCUCCCUCCCCUCACCAUUCUCCUCCUCAUCUCCGGUGGGGGAAAGGGGGGUGGAACGAGGAGUGCUGGACCCAAAAUCUGUCGCCUUCCACCCCUUCCCCAGACUCCAUGUGGAAUAUCCUUCCUCCGCGACCACAGACGCCGACUGA
This is a messenger RNA of Spirometra erinaceieuropaei, 459 nucleotides long. NCBI's taxonomy places the organism in Eukaryota, Metazoa, Platyhelminthes, Cestoda, Diphyllobothriidea, Diphyllobothriidae. The record is from the annotation of a GenBank genome assembly.